GCCUCAGUGUGGAAAUAAAACUGAUGACUACUCUCUGAAUGGUAUUUAAUAAUCACCUGUCAAAAGUUCCAUGGUAGUCCAUCAUUCGGAGUGCAUUAUCAUAAUUAGAGCUAAUUAAAAUAGACCCUAAAAUAGCGAGUGUCACAAAAUCAUCGAGAUAUCUCGUGGAGGAGGUUGUUGAGAAUGCAGCAACUACAGAAGAGUGCAUAAGGCAAUGGAUGCUUUCAGUGUCUGGCUAGGGUUUUGGUAACACAUAUGUAGCUCAGGGAUAUCAGAAAGGGAUAUAAACGGAAUACUUAAGAUUAAACGACGAAUUCCUUCGCCAUGUACAACCGUAGACGCACAAACAAUUUUACGUACGUCAGUUCGUGCGUCAAGUACAUGAUCUUCAUCCUCAACUUUGUAUUUUGGCUCUUUGGAGGGCUGCUCAUUGGCGUGGGACUCUACGCUUUUUACGAUAAAUGGCAGACAACGGGAUCAGUUCGAGUGGAGAAUGUUUAUGAUGUUGUGCUCAAUAUUUCUCUGGUUAUGGUCAUUGCUGGUGGAGUUGUUUUUAUCGUCAGCUUUGCAGGUUGUGUGGGGGCACUUAGGGAAAACACCUGUCUUCUAAAAUUUUACUCCUGGUGUUUGCUAGCGUUUUUCCUAUUUGAAAUGGGAAUUGCUAUUGUGGGAUUUGUAUUUCCACAUACACUUCAGUCACUUCUGGAGGAGUCAUUUACGGAUAAAAUUAUUCAGACCUACAGGGAGGAUCCGGACUUACAGAAUUUCAUCGAUUUUGGACAGCAGGAGUUUAAGUGCUGUGGCCUCAGUCAACAAGGUUAUUUGGAUUGGCAGAAGAACGAAUACUUCAAUUGCUCAAGUCCUGGGCGAGAAAGUUGUGGAGUGCCAUUUUCAUGUUGCAUAAAUACUACAGACAUUUCUAGUGGACUAGUGAAUAUAAUGUGUGGCUACCAAAUUCAGAUGCUCCCCCCAUCAGAAGCUGGCAAGAGAAUUUGGAUAAGUGGUUGCAUAGAGAUUGUCCGCAGCUGGGCAGAGCGCAAUCUGUACACAAUAGCCGGUAUUGCCCUUGGUAUUGCACUGAGCCAAUUAUUCGUCAUUUAUCUGGCUAAGACACUCGAGGGACAGAUUGAGAUGCAACGGGCACGAUGGAGGUCCUGAGCUUGACCACAGGCCUCUGCCUACCGUUAUCAACUUGAUUCACAUCCUAGGAGGCAGAUGGCCAGUGGUCGCAAUGCACAUGCAGGCCACGACGGUGAAAUUGGUGCAAAUGCACGUAUGGCAGUGCUCGUACUCCUUGCCAUUUCCCUUUACGUCAUAUGUGUAUUGUCCCUUAUAAGACUAACAAUCUACUUCAGAGACUAUUUUUACGAGUAUCUCGACGGUGGUCGUAAGGAGGAACGUGUAGCAACAUAAUGACAAUUUUUUAUUUCUUCUUUCUCACAUUCUUAAAUCGCCUUUUCGGUGAUUUUUAAGGGUUAAUCUCGAAUUUCUUUUAAUAUGAAUGUAGAUUUCUCGAUAGAGAUCACAACGUUUCGAUGUCCCAAAUUGUUUCUUAGUAAUGUGCACUGAAAAAAAAACAAUUUUGGUCAAAUUUGCAUUUAUUUGAAAGAAGUAUUCGUGCUUCUCACAUCGUACUUCUCUCAUUAAAUCAUUUCCAGACUCUUUCCAUUACAUUUUAAUCAUGACAAUUAUAUUUCAUAUGAUUUUGUGAAAACUCCUCCAAUAACUAUUCAUUUUUUUUUAAUUUACCGUUUUCUUGAGACGAUUUCAAUUAAUCAUUUUAUAUUAAUGAUUAUUAUCAAAAAAGGACAAUCACAGUCUUCGAUAUCAUCAGUUUCUACAUCAACAUAAUUUUCGAAAUUGAAACCGACUGGAAAGUCUCUGGAUAUUAUUCGACUGGAGAAGCAAAUAUUGGAAAUACUCAAUAUCCUAUCGAUAUUGAUAUUUUUUUCUCAGUGUAGCGGUGGGGUAGAUGAAAUUCAUUUAAAGCACUUUCAAAGUGAUUAAUAAUUUUCUACUCUACUCUGAAGAAUCGAUGAAGAUUAUAUGUUUUAUAUGCGAUAAGCUCAGCAAUGUUCAUGACUUUUAGUGUUCGAAGUAUUCACACGUGAUCGAGUAACUGAUGAUUCUCAGUGUCCAAUGUACAAUUACUGCCAUUGAAUAUUUUUCACGAUGAUUGUACGUAUUGAAGAAUCGAGAGAAAAUCCUUCGUAUCGUAUUGCAAAUUCUGCAGAAGGAUUAGAUUUAGUAGAGAAUGGGUAAAUAACAAGUUAAUUUAAUAAAUAUGUAAGUUUGGAAGAACGAUCUUGGAAUCUAAUGGAAAUUGUAGAAUUUUUGUAUUAAGAGCAUGGUUCUGUUAAAAUAGACACUUUUGAGGUAAAUCUUCAAGAAUUUUCUCUUUGAGAUUCUUUUAUACACAGUAACAACGUUGGAACACAAUAUCACAAGUAUACUUGCAAUAAUGCAUUGCAGGAAUGAAUAAAAUGAAUAUAAUUGGUUCAUUUGCGAAAGCCAUUUUAAUGUUUAUAUAAUUGUAAUUUAAGUGCACCACUUUCCACAGGAAAAUAACGCACAAAUGAGCGGUUGCAUUUGCACCGUUGGCGUGCAGGUAGUUGCGAAAGAACGAAUGACUUAGUGAUUUUAAAGUGAAUAGGGAUUAAGCUUUUUUGCACUUAGAUUGAAGAAUAACAAGGGAGAGAAUAGUGAAUGAAAACGCCGACCGAAAUUGACCAAUUUCUAAGAAUAAAUAUCAUAUUUAUUUUUAUGUAAAUGGCUUAGUGGAUACUAACAACGCUGGCAUGUGACUUCGAUGAAGACUCGAACGAAUUGUGUAAUUAAUCGAAAACAAUGUGCAAGCUCAAUGGCUUGUCAAGCUUGUGAUUGGAACGCGAGCGCCGGAGAGAAUGUGUAUAUACAUUAACAUUAAUGAUAAUUGCCGCAUAUAAUUGUCUACGUACGAGAUUUUAAUGUCAAAAGGUACAAUUCUUUUGCGUUCCAUACUCUAUUCAAUUUUCCAUUUUAUCCCAAUCAAUGUUAACGAUUAACAGUGCCAAAAUCUAUGCGUUUCUGCUCUCCCGAUAAUCUCUCAAUCAUUUACUCUCGAUGGGAAGAGAAAACUUUGACAAUAAUAUUGUCCAGUCGUUGGUUGAUUUGUUGAUUUUCCACUGGUUCUCGAUGAUUUUUCAUUGCUCUUUUUUAUCGAUAAGUUCUCUUUUGUGAAACUCUCGGUGAUAUUUUUUAGAUUAUCAAUUCGAUAAGUGGUAUUACGGAUUAGUAUUAUGCAAAUAUAUAUUUACUAGUUUUUAUUAAACAAGUAUAUUGUUGUAAUAGUGACACUGUCACGAAUAUUAAUAAACAAUCAUGUAUAAUGGAUAAA
This is a messenger RNA of Fopius arisanus, 3376 nucleotides long. Its product is annotated as tetraspanin-33. The record is from RefSeq and is a predicted model, not a curated record. Bases 325 to 1158 code for a protein of 277 amino acids. The transcript has 5 exons. Gene Ontology annotation, cellular component: plasma membrane. Lineage: Eukaryota; Metazoa; Arthropoda; Insecta; Hymenoptera; Braconidae.